Molecule: messenger RNA, 2829 nt
Organism: Pararge aegeria (speckled wood butterfly)
Lineage: Eukaryota; Metazoa; Arthropoda; Insecta; Lepidoptera; Nymphalidae
Product: WD repeat-containing protein 36
Exons: 9
Coding region: 144-2819 (891 amino acids)
Biological process (GO): rRNA processing
Cellular component (GO): Pwp2p-containing subcomplex of 90S preribosome; small-subunit processome
Molecular function (GO): protein binding
Source: RefSeq, a predicted model, not a curated record
CUACUCGUGGACCGUGGUGCCAUAAAGCAUGUCAUAACAAAGUGGUGGUGUUAUGUGUUUUUACGAAAGCUUAAGUAAAUCGAUGUUCAUAACCUGAUGAACGAAUCCUUUAAUGUUUGCUUUAUCGAAAUAGUAAAUUAAAAAUGGCAGAAGAAAACAGGCGCAGCCAAAUAUUUACCGGUGCGCGAGUGUUAGGUUAUGUCAGUACACACGUACCAUUUGUAUCUAGAUUUAUAAAGAGACGAGGUGAAACUUUGUUAUGCACUAGUGUAGGAAAGUGGUUUCAUACAUACGGAUGCGAUAAAUUCCGUUUGCUAAGUGUUAGUGGGGAACAUCCUGGUCCCAUAACAUGUAUGAGUGGGGACAGCUUUCACGUGUACACAGCUAGUGAUAAUGAUAUCUACGCAUGGAGACGAGGCUGCGAACUUAAACAUGUAUAUAAAGGACACCAAGCGCCUGUACAUAAGAUCCUACCUUUCGGUAUACACAUAAUAUCCAUUGACGAAGAUAAUGUUCUAAAAAUAUUCGAUAUUAAAGAUGAAUCCGAGUUUCUAGACCUCCGAUUUGAUCUAAAACAUUUUCAAAUUACAACAAUGUGUCAUCCACCUACUUACCUUAAUAAGAUAUUACUUGGUAGCAAACAGGGCCAACUUCAGCUAUGGAACAUAAGAACUUCUAAAUUAGUAUUUACAUUUGAUGGAUGGAAGUCUAGGGUUAAUGUAACUGAGCCGGCUCCUGCAGUAGAUGUGGUGGCAAUUGCUCUGGCUAAUGGGAAAAUUAUUCUACAUAAUAUCCGCUAUAAUCAGGUUGUUAUGGAAUUCAUACAUGACUGGGGUAUGGUAACUAGCUUAACAUUCAGAAUGGACGGAGUACCCAUAAUGAUAACUGGUAGUGCAAAGGGAAACUUGGUUAUGUGGGAUUUGGAAGAGAAAAAAGUGAAGUCGCAGAUACAGUCAGCACACUUUUCUAGUAUUGCUGGAUUACAAUGUUUAAUGUCAGAGCCAUUGAUGGUAACUAACUCUCAAGAUAAUUCUCUGAAGAUGUGGAUAUUUGACAUGCCUGAUGGUGGAGCGAGGUUGCUGAAAAAAAGAGAAGGUCAUGCAUUACCUCCAAACCUGGUGCGGUAUUGUGAGCCAACUGGUGAAAACAUUCUAGCUGCAGGCAGAGAUAGCAGUCUUCAUAUCAUGAAUACAGUCACUGAAACAUUCAACAAGAGUAUGGGACGAGCGUCUAAAAAUAGGAAAGCUUCAAAGAAAAAAAAAAGAAAUCAAGUAGACAGUUUAAUCCUACCAUCGAUAACUAAAUUAAGUUCCUGCAUGCAAAGGGAUAAGCAAUGGGACAGCAUUGCCUCACUACACGAGAAUAAGUACCUCACCAGUACAUGGUCUUACAACAAAAUCUGUAUGGGAAAGCAUAUACUGAAACCCCCAGAAAUGGAAAAGGGUGUACUAGCAACUUGUUUAACAGUCACACAUUGCGGAAAUUUUGUUGUCAUAGGUUACAGCAAUGGUCAGGUUCACAAAUUCAACAUGCAGUCUGGUAUAUACAGGGGUCACUAUGGCAAAGAAAAUAGGAAGGCUCACAAAGGAGCUUUGAGAGGAGUGGAGACAGAUUUGUGCAAUCAGAGGGUGAUCACAGUUGGGGCGGACGAUAAACUCAAAUUUUGGCAUUUUAAAGAUGCUACAUCGCCUUAUCACGUGUUAAGAUUAGACGAAUCCGUGAAUAUGACGAAAUGUCAUAGAGACAGCGGCUUACUGGCAUUGGCGAAUGAGGACUUUUCAAUUACCCUUGUAGAUAUUGACACUAUGAACGUGGUGCGAAAAUUUGAAGGCCACAUAGGGAAGAUAAAUGAUAUUGAUUUUGAUUGUCAGAGUCGAUGGCUAGUUACUUCAUCAAUGGACUGCACUAUAUGCACAUGGGAUAUACCGAGUGGGCAACUUGUUGAUAUAUUCUCGGUAGAGCAGCCGUGCACAUCGCUCAGUAUGUCCCCUACUGGAGACUUCUUAGCGAGUACCCACGUGGGAGAGCUGGGCGUAUUCCUCUGGGCCAACAAGCUGUUAUACGAUAAAGUCUUCCUUAGACCUAUCGAUAGGAAAUCUAUUGAUAUUCCUCGAUUGAAUCUACCAACCACCGCCGCUGAAAAACCAGAUAUCGAAGACAUAGGUGUUUUAGAGUUAUACGAAGAACCGGAAUACAAAUCUCCGGAACAAAUUAGUGAAGAACUACUCACUUUAUCCGGCCAAUCCACUUCAAGAUGGCUGAAUUUACUCAAUUUGGACAUUGUUAAAAAGCGCAAUAAACCGAAAACAUCUCUAACGGUGCCCAAAUCAGCUCCUUUCUUCUUACCCACAAUUCCCAGUCUCGAACUGGAGUUCGAUUUAGAGAAAGACAAACUUAGCUCAGAUAAGAAGCUUCUGAUCCCGGAGUCUUUAUCGACAUUAACUCCAUUCGCAAAGAAACUGAACGGUUGCGAAAAAUCCGCGGACUAUAAAGAAUGUUUGGAGAAGUUAAAAACUUUGUCGCCAUCUUCAAUCGAAGCAGAGGUCACCAGUAUGGCCCCAGAUGUUGGAGGUUCAAUAGACGUUAUGAAACACUAUCUAAGAAUGAUCGACGUAUUAUUAAAAUCGAAUAAAGAUUUCGAAUUAGCUCAAUCUUAUUUGAGUUUGUAUUUAAAAGUGCACACGAAAACGAUUUCGGAAAACGAAGAUUUGCGUAAAACACUCGAAUCUGUUGAGGAAUCGGCGUCACAGGCGUGGUCUAAAUUGCAGAGCCAUCUGUUGUAUAAUAUAUGCGUUGUUAAAGCAUUAAAAGAUAUGUGAAUACCCUCAA